CCGCCGCGCAGAGCGCCGCGCCGGGCCGGCGGCGGGGUGGCGGGGGGGAAGGUGGCAUGGAGAGCCAGCGCUGCUUCGCUAACCGCUUCGAUGACUACCCGGGCAGCCCGGCGGCGGCGCCGGAUAAGGAGGCGGCGGUGCCGUUGGUGACGGCCACCAUCGAGCGCAUCCUGCGGGAGCUGCCGCCCCUGGGCGGCCCCGGCGGCUGCCCGGGCGGGCUGUACGGCGGCGUGGCCGGCGUGGCCUACAUGCUCUACCACGUCGCGCAGUGCCCGCUCUUCGCGCCCUCGCGGGAGGCCUACCUGCGGGCCGCCCGCCGCGUCGUGGACGCCUGCCUGCGCUACCAGGAGGGCGGCGGGGAGGCCGACGCCGACACCCGCGCCGCCUUCCUGCUGGGCGGCGCCGGCGUGUACGCGGUGGCGGCCCUGGUCUACCGCGCCUUGGGGCUGCCAGACUUCGCCCGGCCGCUGGGCAAGUUCCGGGAGCUGAGCGAGGUCUGCGCCCCGCUCUCCUUCCUCGAGUGCGGCUCCGACGAGCUCUUCGUCGGCCGCGCCGGGUACCUGUGCGCCGCCCUGGUGCUGAAGCAGCGGCUGGGCAUAGAGGUGCUGACCCCAGCACAAAUAAAAUCAAUUUGCCUGGCCAUACUAGAAUCAGGAAAGCAGUAUGCAGUGAAGAAGAGGAAACCGUGCCCACUCAUGUAUUCCUACUAUGGAACGGAGUAUCUUGGUGCAGCACAUGGGCUUUCAUCAAUUCUUCAGAUGUUGCUUUCCUAUUAUGAGUACCUGCAGCCAGCAGAUCAGGAGCUUUUGUGGCAGAGCGUUGAUUUUCUUAUGGACCAAGAACAGAACAGCAACUGGCCUCCUGAGCUGGGAGAGACAAUUGAGCGGGAGAAUGAGCUUGUCCACUGGUGUCAUGGAGCUCCAGGCAUUGCAUAUCUGUUCGCCAAAGCUUACCUAGUUUCCAAGAAGCCUCAGUAUCUGGACACUUGUAUCCGCUGCGGGGAGCUAACUUGGCAGAAAGGCCUGUUGAAGAAGGGACCUGGAAUAUGCCAUGGAGUGGCUGGUAGUGCUUAUGUGUUCCUGCUGCUGUAUAGGCUCACUGGAAACUCAAAAUACAUAUACAGGGCACAAAGGUUUGCCGAGUUCUUAUUUACAGAAGAAUUUAAGGCUGGUUCCCGGGCAUUAGAAAGUGUAUAUAGUCUGUAUGAAGGUUUCUCGGGAACUGUGUGUUUCCUGACUGACUUGCUGCAACCCAACCAAGCCGAGUUUCCUCUCUUCAGUGUCUUUGUCUAGAGAGUAACAUUCUCCA
Chroicocephalus ridibundus (black-headed gull) is the source of this 1308-nucleotide messenger RNA. It is a transcript of the gene LANCL3, whose product is annotated as LanC like family member 3. Bases 57 to 1292 code for a protein of 411 amino acids. The record is from RefSeq and is a predicted model, not a curated record. Gene Ontology annotation, biological process: carbohydrate metabolic process; peptide modification. The transcript has 5 exons. Gene Ontology annotation, cellular component: plasma membrane. Lineage: Eukaryota; Metazoa; Chordata; Aves; Charadriiformes; Laridae.